Messenger RNA from Cylicocyclus nassatus, 4655 nucleotides. NCBI's taxonomy places the organism in Eukaryota, Metazoa, Nematoda, Chromadorea, Rhabditida, Strongylidae. The record is from the annotation of a GenBank genome assembly.
AGAUUUGCAGAGUUAUACCAUUACUACACAGGAAUUGUGAUGAUCUGUUGAACUGUACGCAAAUAUGGAUAGUUACGUUAGAAGCUGGAAAAAUGUUUCUUGGGAAAAUGUUCAGCUCCGCGUCGAUGGUGAGAUAAAAGCAAUUGGAGCGCGCCAAGAUGAGGCAGAAGAAGGACGUAAAAUUCUCGUUGAAGAAAGCAACAAGUAUAGGCAAAAUACUGAUAAGGAAACCCGCCGAGUUGCUAUCCCACUCAUCAAAGCUUUCCAAAAAGAAGUUGAUCAGCUGACUGUGAGAGGAAAAGCCAUGGAAGCGGCAUUGAUAGAGAUUUGCUCACAGCUGACGAAUCUGCCAGAUCCUACGCCAAUACUAGAACAGGCGAUCGUUUGGAAAGCACAAGCGGAGAAGACCAAUAUAGCUGUCGAAGAAGCGAAUCAUUUCCGAGCGCAGAUUGCUCUUGUUCAAACAGAGUUAGCCGAUUUGAAGAAUCAGGAUGUCACAAUUCGUCAACUUCGCGACACUAUAGCUAAACUUGAAGAAGACAAAGCUAGAGAAGUUGAGCAAGCGAUCUCGGAAGUGGAAAAAGAGCUCAGAGACGAGUUUUCCAUACGUGAUCACGAAACCACAAUGCGUUCCGACAAGUUGAAAGCUGAGAAUGCUGCACUUGAAAAGAAGGUCAGCGAGCUGGAGACUCUAAUGCGAGAUGCGCAAAGACGACUGGACACUGCACGAGUAGCAGCUGACCGAAAAGAGGCGCUCGAAAAUGAGCAAAUUGACAUUGUGACAAGGGAUCUGAAUGACGCGAACAGGAGAGUUGCUUCUUUGGAAGCAGAACUGACGCGAGUCACAGCCGAACUUGCUGAAGCUCGAGCAAAUUCUCAACGUGGCAGCUUAGAAGACAUCGCUGCCCUUGGUGGCCUCAUGAAGGAGAAGGAUGAGCAGAUCGCUCGUCUUACCGAAGAGAACCGCCGCUUGGUAGAGACGGCUGCCGCUGAUGCGAAGAAGGCACGGCAACAGAUUGAGGAGUUGACUGCGGAUUUGAAUAAGAAGACAAAUCAAGCGCAGCAACUUGAAGCCAUGUUAGCUGAUCAGAGCGAUUAUGAAGCGAUUAAGAAGGAAUUGAGGUUACUUCGAGAAAUUGAGUUUGGAGACGCAGCGACCGCAAAUGAAGAGUCAAUCACGAAACUUGGUGAAACGGUUCAGUCAUUAGACAGGCUGCUAGCUGCCAAAAAUCGCCGAUUACAAAAUGACAAUGCCCUAUUGCGACAAGCUAAUGAGCGGUAUCAGGGCGAUGAAGUUAUGCAGGCCAUUUUGGCUGGAAGUCAUCAUGCUGUGGUAGAGGCUGUAAGCACCAAGGUUGGACGUGAAGUCGCCGAGAAUUAUGUGGACAAGGAUGCUGAAAAGAUUCGUCAAAUUCUCAGGACAGAAGCGCCAGAUCCGUUGAAGGAAGCAAAAGCCAAUACAGAAACUGAACAGAAUUUGUACAAAAUAUUAAUGAACAUGGGAGCACCAGUGACUACUCCAUCAACAAAGACAGAGAAUAAUGGUCAAACUCAUCAUCGUCGCCCUUCUGAACGAGAUCGCUCACCUUCGUCCGAAAUUCCGUUCGAGCAUUUUCGCUACUCACCGAAGCUUACGAAUUAUACGGGUGAACCCGCGAAGACCCCACAGGAGCUCAAGGCGAUUCAGGAUUUGCAGAUCCGCGUUGCUGCUAACGUGCGCGCGCUGGGCGGUCGCGCGUUGAACACGGCAGAAAUCGCGCGUCAGUGUAAACGCUUGAUGGUGGCGUAUAAUAUUGGACAACGACUAUUUGCAAAAUACGUCAUGAACCAGUCUCAAGGAUCGCUGAGCGAAUUGCUGUCAAAACCUCGACACUGGAGCAAGCUUACCGACAAGGGUCGAGAAGCGUUUCGUAGAAUCUAUGGUUGGAUCUCCGACGCUGAAGCUGUGGAUCUUCUUUGCUCGCUGAGCCCUCGUCGUGUGUGGCCGAGUGAAGUCCGCAUCGAACAUCCAUCCCCCGAAUCCUUGUGGGAAAGCAAUAGUGCGUUGCUGCCACCUGAAGAACCUGAUGAGAACUCCUUCAAAAGGGCGGCGAGCGCCAGAGAAGACCAGUCAUCAUUACAGUAUCGCCUUGCGGGCACUAAUCAAGCCGCUAAUGCUGGUUCAACCACCCGUAAUAGUCGCUGGCGACAUGAUGACAUACCGAAAGAGAAAAUUAUGAGUAUAUUCCAGACGGAGUUGGCCAAGUUGAGGGAGCAGGAAUCCACACUAGAAAGAGCCAUAGCGACGCGAUCUUUUGGUGGUGGACAUGUGAGAAAGAAUGAUGAUGCAGCGCCCUCAUAUCAUGAGAUGUCACAUAAUGAAAGAAUGGCAUCCAUUAGCCAUGCACAUCAGGUUAUGAGUGCGCGUAUGCGAGUGGGAUUGACACCAAUAACCCAAGAUCAGUUUGAGAUGUUUGGACACAUUGACACUGAAGAUGUAGUGAGACAGAUAAAGGAAUUCCUGUCAAUGAAUUCGAUCUCACAGCGACAAUUUGGCGAGCAUGUGCUAGGAUUGAGCCAGGGGUCUGUGUCUGACCUACUCGCCCGUCCCAAACAAUGGAAUAUGCUCACUCAGAAAGGUCGUGAACCUUUUAUACGCAUGAAAUUGUUCAUGCGCGAAGUGUCCCAGUCGGCUAACAAAGCUCGAAGUGAGGCAGUUGAGGAGAAGAAAGUCGUUUUAGAAACUCCAGCUGAAGAAGCUAAAGUAUCAACAAUGAACGAGUCUUCAAAAGAGCCUUCUACAUCCCCGGUGAUAAAUGUAAAGAGAGAAGUGCCUGAUGAAGAUGACGAUAUUAUUGCACUGCCGAGAUCUGAGUUUGAUACGGUUAGCCUCAGCGAUACGGCGGAAUUCGAAACCGGUGGCGAAGGUGAAGCUGUCGACACCGCGUUGCUGGUGAGAAAAGUCAAGGAUAGGCUGCAUUUGCAUGGAAUAUCACAGAGGUUGUUUGGCGAAGCGGUUCUUGGUAUAUCCGCUGGCGGCUGUUCGGAAUUGUUUUUACGUCCGCGACGAUGGUCAACGCUUUCGGUAAGAGGGCGAGAGCCGUACGAGAAAAUGAGGACUUGGUUAGCCGACAAAGAUGCAGUACAGAGGCUGCUCGUGAAGGAGCGGAUGGAUACUGGACUACCGCUUGAGAAAAAUUUUGCGAACGGAACAAUAAAAAGACUAUCAGAUCCGCCGUAUGAACCUCCACCCCGCAAAGUGCAGCGCACCAUCAUCACAGAGCAGCAGAAGGAAGCUUUACGUUUUGUCUUCCAGCAUGAACACCAUCCUAGCCAGAAAACUGUCGAGCUUCUUUCGCUGAAAUUAAAUCUCAAUAUCCGAACCGUGAACAACUGGUUCCAUAAUCAUCGCACAAGACAAAAGGCGAGCAUGAAAGAAGGAAAGGUGUAUCCGCCAGCAGUUGGCAGUUUGCCAACGAGCAAGAAUUGGCAGCAGGAUCUGCACUCCAUCCUUGAAAAUGCUUCUCGCUUCUCACUUAUGGAUGACUCACCACCAACUAUGGUACCCGUUCCGGCUGCACCUCUCUUUACCACUAGUGGUGAUGAACGUGCUAACUCGUCCAUCCUAUUCUCAAACGAUGAUCCUCCAACGACGACGUCAACGGCGACGACGUCGCCGUCACCGUUGUUCUCACCAGAAGAACGUAGCGAAAAAGCAAAUACAUUGGCAAGGAACGAAUUCGAGUUGAACCAACUUCGAGGCGAAAAUGCGACGCAGAAAGAGUUGGUCGAAAAGUUGGAAGCGGAUUUGGCUGCAGCCGUUGCUGGACAGAAUAAAACUUUCGACGAUGAUUUGACAACUAUGGAAAUGCUGGGAUCCGUUCACGAAACUAAAAUUGAAGGUGAUAAUAAUAGCGUCUUCACUAUCGUUCUAGCACAAAGAGAUCGCUUGAAACUACGUGUUGGAGUCUUGGAAGAGGAAUUAAUGGCCGAGAAGACAAAUCAUGGCGUGCUGCAGUCGGAAAUUGACAAACUUCGCGAGGAUAAUGUGAAGCUAUAUGGGAAGAUCAAGUUUUUGCAAGGUUACGGAGGUAAAUCCGCUGAAACUAGUGUCCCACUGCCAGAAGAAAGUAGCUACAGUGCCCAAUAUGAGAAGCGACUGGAUCCUUUUCAAAGGUUUGGACAGGCAGAGACGCAGAGAAGCUAUGCACGCCUACCGUUGCACGACCGAGCAUCGUUGAGCAUUGGAAAAGCGAUAAUGACGUCUCCAUCAGCACGCAUGACAUUCUUCUUCUACCUACUUUUCUUGCAUCUUCUGGUCUUCUUGGUUCUGUAUCGCUUCGCGUAUUUCGAAUCAUGUGAACGCGACUUCCAGCAGGAUUGUGUUGCUAGAUUUGAACGUCACAUGAGAGAACAUCAUCCAGGAAUGGAAAUAAAUAAUGGAUGACGGACCGUGCUUCAGCAGUUGAAAACCUUAAGAUUUAAAACAAUUGUGUUUUUGUUGUUCGCAAAAAGAGAUAAGAUUGUGAUUUAUUCCAUCUUCCGCAUUAGUGAUAAUUGUACGAGGUGAAGUUUUUUUUAUUAGCAUUAAAAUGUAUCUGAAAUGAGUAUACAUCAUUGACCUUUGCUUCUGUGAUCUAUAUGUAGUCCCAUUUUGUUUUUUUGGUAAUGCCAAU